UUCGAAAUUUGAUAGCUCACCUUUUUAGGCCGCAAAAUCGAUUCCGGAUACGGUAGGUGGGCACGUGGCUUUAAUUUCUCGGAACAUACAUCAUUAGCCACCUUAGCAGUUCGUGAAAUCGAUAUCGGUGCCGCAGCUAGGCGAGGAGGUGGUCGAAUUGGCCGGCUGGAGGGCUCAUCGACGUCGCGUCGUCCGAAGUUGCAAAGUCGUGCGCUUUUUCGAAAACCCUGCGUGCACGGUUCUAUAGCGAUGAACUUCCGGCUGAGAGCAGACGUUACGUCGUGCCUGAAAUAA
Molecule: messenger RNA, 294 nt
Organism: Haemonchus placei
Lineage: Eukaryota; Metazoa; Nematoda; Chromadorea; Rhabditida; Trichostrongylidae
Source: the annotation of a GenBank genome assembly